This is a messenger RNA of Clunio marinus, 312 nucleotides long. The record is from the annotation of a GenBank genome assembly. NCBI's taxonomy places the organism in Eukaryota, Metazoa, Arthropoda, Insecta, Diptera, Chironomidae.
AUGUUGUCAAUCGCAAGUGAAGAAAAUAUUUUCGCCCGUCAUCUGAUAUUUUAUGAAAUCAUCGGAAGAACGAAGGAAAAUGUGUACACAGCCUAUCAAUCCAUCACGCAAUUUCCAGACAAAAACUGUCAAUCAAUCAAUCAACGUGUCAAUCAAACGACAAAAAGCGAUAAAGGGACGCAGAGAGCUCAAAAUAAACACCAAGGGUUUGAUCAAUUAUCGAGACGAAAAGUUUUUUUGUUUUGGAUUUUCUUGACUUUAUUUAUAUUUGUGGUCGCCAGAGAAGAGAAUUUUGAGGGGCAGUCGUGCUAG